AACCCCCCCUCUUUUUAUUUACAAACAAACCGCAUCCGUUUUCACCUUAGGGUUUGGCCUGCGCUUCGCUGCACUUAACUCUCAAAAAGAACAGGACGCGGCGUAGCUUCUUCUUAAACCUUGAAUUCCCUCCUAAUCAUGGCUACUCAAAUAAGUAAGAAACGCAAGUUUGUUGCGGAUGGAGUUUUCUAUGCGGAACUUAAUGAGGUGUUGACAAGAGAACUAGCGGAGGAUGGUUACUCUGGUGUUGAAGUUAGGGUUACUCCCAUGCGCACUGAGAUCAUCAUCAGGGCUACUCGUACCCAAAAUGUUCUUGGUGAGAAGGGAAGGAGGAUCAGAGAGCUGACUUCCGUUGUUCAGAAACGUUUCAAGUUUCCUGAGAAUGGUGUUGAGCUCUAUGCUGAGAAAGUUAACAACAGGGGUCUCUGUGCCAUUGCUCAGGCUGAGUCUCUUCGUUACAAGCUCCUUGGAGGCCUUGCUGUUCGCAGGGCUUGUUAUGGAGUCUUAAGAUUUGUAAUGGAGAGUGGGGCAAAAGGAUGCGAGGUUAUUGUGAGUGGAAAGCUCCGGGCACAGCGUGCCAAAUCUAUGAAAUUUAAGGAUGGGUACAUGAUUUCCUCUGGCCAACCUGUUAAAGAGUAUAUUGAUUCAGCUGUUAGGCACGUUCUUCUUAGACAGGGUGUGCUUGGUAUCAAGGUGAAGAUCAUGCUUGACUGGGAUCCUAAGGGCAAGGUGGGGCCAAUGACACCAUUGCCUGAUCUGGUCACCAUCCAUCCUCCCAAGGAAGAAGAAGAGUAUGUUCCACCAGUGAUGACAACCAAUAUUGAGAUUCCAGUAGCAUAAAUCCCGAGUUUGGUUGCUCUCCCUAGUAUCCAUGAGUAGUCGCUCUUUGUUCCUUAAAUGUGGGGGAGGAAGGAGGAUAUUAGAUCUACUUGUAUGAACGAAGAGUUGUUUUUUGCUGUGUUUCUAUUAGCUUCCCAAGUCUGUCUCAAGAUGGUAGUAAUCCAGGAUUAGUCAUGGACCUUUUUUCUGCUAUACUGCCUUGCUAUGAUCUGACCAAUGCCUUUAUCUCAAAUUUACUUCAGAUGGUUCCUUUUGCUGUUAA
This is a messenger RNA of Populus trichocarpa (black cottonwood), 1102 nucleotides long. RefSeq names its product 40S ribosomal protein S3-3. The coding region runs from base 139 to 840 and encodes 233 amino acids. The transcript is spliced from 6 exons. Gene Ontology annotation, molecular function: structural constituent of ribosome; RNA binding. Gene Ontology annotation, cellular component: cytosolic small ribosomal subunit; nucleus. Gene Ontology annotation, biological process: translation. The record is from RefSeq and is a predicted model, not a curated record. NCBI's taxonomy places the organism in Eukaryota, Viridiplantae, Streptophyta, Magnoliopsida, Malpighiales, Salicaceae.